GGAGUUACCUCGCGGACGGCGGAAGGUGGACUCGCGAAUGUUAGGCCUGUGGGUGCCAUAGCGACCGGGAGGUUGGGCUGGCCAGAUUCAGCUGCCGGGACCGGACCAGGUGCUUAGGAGAACAUGCAGUAGAACUUUUCAUCAAACAAAUGGAACACGUCACAGAAUUUUGCUAACAUGGACAACUCUGCACAGAAAAAUGAACGCACUGGCAAACAUCCCAGACGUGCCAGUGAAGUACAGAAAGGCCAAGGAGCAGUGAGGACGCUUCCUCUGUCCUGACCGCGCCUCGUCCAGGCUGCUCCCAGAAUAGUUUUGCUGUCUCCUUCCUGCCUGGCAAGAAUGUCUUUACUAUCAUCUCCUUCCUUUUCUCCGGGACAGCCUGUUUAAGGUUUUACUGCUGCAUAUCCAACACAAUCCUCCAUUCCUUUUAAAUCUCAAGCUUCAGUAAUCCCAGAAUCAGAAAAAAAAGGAUUCAAUAGUCAAGCCAAGAGAUUUCCUCAUAAGAAGAAUGAUAUCCCAGGACCUGGGUUCUACAAUGUUAUUCACCAGUCACCGGUGUCCAACAGUGUCUCAUUGUCCAAGAAAGGAACUUGCAUGUUUCCCUCAAUGUGCGCCCGAUUGGACACCAUCAUUUCUAAAUACCCUGCAGCGAAUGCAUACACUAUCCCAUCGGAUUUUAUUUCCAAGAGAGACUUUAGUAAUUCGUGUUCCAGCAUGUUCCAGUUGCCAAGCUUUAUGAAAGCUCUCAAGUUUGAAACUCCUGCACCAAACUAUUACAAUGCCUCUGUCUCUUGCUGCAAGCAGAGAAACAACGUCUGUACUCGAGCCGGGUUUAUGUCAAAAACCCAAAGAGGAUCUUUCGCUUUUGCUGAUAAAGGACCUCCCCCAGGGCAUUAUGAUAUCAACGAAUCCCUUGUGAAGCAGUCGCCAAAUACAUUAAUGUCUUGUUUUAAAUCAAAAACCAACCGUGGAUUAAAACUGACGUCAACAGGCCCGGGACCUGGUUAUUACAACCCCAGUGAUUGCACAAAAGUUCCAAAAAAGACUCUUUUCCCGAAAAACCCCAUCCUGAACUUCUCUGCUCAGCCUUCGCCUCUGCCUCCGAAGCCACCUUUCCCAGGUCCUGGUCAGUAUGAGAUCGUGGACUACUUAGGCCCCCGCAAGCAUUUCAUCUCUAGUGCAUCAUUCGUGUCCAAUACCAGCCGGUGGACAGCGGCGCCGCCUCAGCCAGGCCUGCCUGGCCCAGCUACGUACAAGCCAGAGCUUCCAGGAAAGCAGUCCUUCCUCUACAACGAGGACAAGAAAUGGAUCCCGGUUCUGUAGGGAUGUCACACAAGGUCAAGGAGAACUCCAGCCACCAGCCCACCCUGCCCAGCGUCCCCAGGACAUUCCUCAGGAGGAGACCGAUCAUGAGUGUGGCAGCUGACAACUUGGGGGGUGGCUCUACCACUCUGGCCUGGCAUCCUAGCCGGACUGCUGCCAUUGCCUUUGUCUUGAGCUGGAGACAUUGCUCCCUGGAGACUUCACCCCAGCCCCACAGACUCCAGUGGCUUCCUGAGCAGAAGGGAGGAGUGGACAGAGCCCCCUGGCUGCUUCCCCACGCACCCAUCCAGGCUGCCUUCCGGCACGACUCCCUGCCGCAGACUGAAGGGACUCCUGAAGCGCAGACUUCAAGGAGGAUCAGUCCACCCUGAAGGUGGCCAAGCCUGGAAGCCCCACCCUUCCCUGUUUCAUUCCUUCAUUCAUUUACACAUUCAUUCAUUCCCUCACUCCUGCCUUUCUCAUUUGUCCCUUUCUGACCUCACUCACUUACGGUAUGUCUACUGGGCGAAAGCUACCUGCAGGCAGGUGAUGCUUUUUCCACCAGUCCACAGCUUCCUUUCUAAAGUGACCACCUGUUUGGAAAGACCUCUCUUUACUCCUUUUAGACCUUUUUCUCUUUGGAGUGGGAGAUCAUCUUGGAAUGGCAGUGGCCGGGCCCGGGGGCUGCGCUUUUCCCUGACUUUCUCUGCUGGCGGGACUGAAUUUUCUCAAGGCUUACAGGCCCUUCCAUGGAGUCCACAUGGCCUGUCUAGGCCUGAUAGCUUUCGUCUCUCUAUGUGGAGGGAAAAAGAAAUGUGCCCUAGUGGUUUUGGUGGAGGCUGCACAGAUUCGCGGUGGGUGGGGAGCUGCCAGGCUCCUUUUCUGAUCUCCCAGCAGGCUUUGACUGACGCUGUUUAGUCUUUCUGUACAUUAACCCCGCCAGAUACCGAGAGGUUACAAAGCCUCCAAGGCCUGUACAACUGUGGCCUCUCCAGAGAAGUGGUUCUCAGCCUUGACUGCACACUGUAAUCACCUGGGGACUUUAAAAAGUACUGAGGCCUGGGGCCCACCCACAAAUGCUGAUUUAACUCCUCCAGGGUGGGGUCUGGGCAGUGGGGAGGCAGGAGCCACCCAGGUGAUUCCAAUGAUAGGUGUAGGUUGAGAAGCGCCACCUUCCAGCUUCCUAACUGGCUCUGGGAGGGGAGCUGGGUGGGAAGUUCAGGAGGUGGGAACUUUGUACACGCAGAGCACCUGGAGCACCUACAGCAUGGCUGUGGUUCCACACUCCUCUGUCAUUUAACCUUCACACAUCACCUCGUUCUGACAUCAAGGGUGCGUCACAGCCACAGUGAGGCCUCGCCUGGGCAGAGCAACUCUGGGUGCCCCACUGGGUCCCUCCCACAGGGGCAGGCAAGCCUAAUGGGAACCCGAGGCAAAAGGAAACAUCAGUAAUACGAAUCCUGUCUUUAAAACUGUGAUGUUUUGUUCACCAUGGAUUUUUUUUUUGGGGGGGGGGGCCUUAAUUUUAAAAAUAUUGCAUUAAACUUAUUUAUCUUGCUUAUUGA
This is a messenger RNA of Homo sapiens (human), 2870 nucleotides long. It is a transcript of the gene STPG1, whose product is annotated as sperm tail PG-rich repeat containing 1. Gene Ontology annotation, cellular component: nucleus; cytoplasm. The transcript has 10 exons. The record is from RefSeq and is marked validated. Lineage: Eukaryota; Metazoa; Chordata; Mammalia; Primates; Hominidae. Bases 598 to 1326 code for a protein of 242 amino acids.